AACAACCUGUGCACCCACGUUAGUUUGGAAACCUAAAUAUCAAAGAAUCCUAACCUAAAACUGUGUGUGUGUCUGUGAUACGUCAGUAGCAGUCAGUAGUUUGUAGAUAUUGAAACGUGCCUGUUGCUGAAUGGAUAAAAUGCGAAUCGUCGUGGAAGCGGAUAUCCGCUGCUCCUCCUCCUUCUCCUCCAUACCGUUACAGACCAGUCGUCAGGGUGUGGUGUAAACAAAGCUAAAGAGAUUUAACAACGCCGACACGAGAAGCAACAGCAGCAAACAAUAAAACGGUCAUCGUGAUCGAGAUCGAGAUGGUGUACGUCAUCGUGACGGGCAGGAGCCUGCUUUGGGUGCUGAUGAGUCUCGUGUCGACGGUGUUGAUGCUCGUUGCAUUCGCGAGUCCCGUUUGGUUGGUGGGAAUGCCGAAGAGCAUCAGUUACGGCAACGAGACUCGCCUGUACAAUCCGAGCAUCGGUGUCUACUCCAGAUGCAAGGAGCCGUCGCGAGAUGGAUCCAACUGCAACACGCUGGCGGUGCGCGGUCUCCUCACCGACCCGGAGGUCUUCCCGGACGCUUGGAAAGCGGCCUGCGUCUUCCUCGGCACCGGACUGGCCAUCAUGACGUUCACAGUGUUCUGCAGCGUCGCCGGCUGCUGCUACCAGAGCAUCUGCAAGAAGAGCAUCUUCACGGUCGCGGGAUCGGCGCAGGUGGUGGCGGGCAUGUUCUACAUCCUGGUGCUGUUCCUCUUCCCGAUGGCGUGGAGUUCGAGACGGGUGCAGGCGCUCUGCGGCAGGGAAGUAUCGCACUUUUAUCCGGCCGACUGCUCGUUCGGUCUGGGCAUGUGGAUCGCGAUCGUCGGGACGGCGCUCACCUUUUGCACAGCCUACAUCUCGAUAUACGCUGACAAGGCGACGAGCAGCGAUCACGUUCAGGAUCAGAUCUCUGACGGACGCACCCUCAUCUGCCUCCCCUAAAACAUUACAAAGAUGCAAAGAACA
This is a messenger RNA of Nicrophorus vespilloides, 995 nucleotides long. RefSeq names its product lipoma HMGIC fusion partner-like 2 protein. The record is from RefSeq and is a predicted model, not a curated record. Gene Ontology annotation, cellular component: membrane. The transcript is spliced from 5 exons. Lineage: Eukaryota; Metazoa; Arthropoda; Insecta; Coleoptera; Silphidae. The coding region runs from base 309 to 971 and encodes 220 amino acids.